CGCCCGCGCACCGCCCUCUUCUUCCCCGGCCAGGGCGUGCAACGCGUGGGCAUGCUAGACCCCUGGCUCGCCGCUUUCCCCUCGACCGUCAAACCCCUCCUCGACGACAUCAACCACACCCUGUCCAUCUCGCCCUCGCUCACCGACCUCAUCACCUCGGGCACCAAUGCCAACCUCACCGCCACCCAGAACGCUCAACCCGCCAUCAUGGCAACCAGCAUCCUGAUCCUUCGAGUCUUGGAAAAAGAGUUUGGGUUCGACACAAAGGACACUGUUGAUUUCACUCUCGGCCACAGUCUAGGUGAAUUUGCUGCCCUGGUCGCAGCAGGAAACUUGCAAUUCACAUCCGCCCUCAAAAUGGUCAGACGCAGAGGCGAAGUCAUGGCCGCCUGCUCUGCAUCCUCAUCCGAGGAAAUGGGCAUGAUAGCCCUCGUCUGCGAACCCGACCAACGAGACGCUACUUUGGAUGCCAUCACCCGCCAUCUCUCCGCCAACCCGAAUCUCAACGCCACCGUCGCCAACAUCAAUUCAAAAACCCAGUUCGUGCUCAGUGGGGACAUUGCGCAUAUACAGCAAACACUAAAACAUAUACGCCACUUUGACAGCCAUGACCCCAGAGCCGUGCGACUGAAAGCCGAUUCGCCGUUUCACUCGCCAUUGAUGUUGCCUGCCGUCACUCUGAUGCGCAAAUUGCUGGCUAAACCCCAGGCAGUUACCUUUGAUGCUAGCACUUUGCCUUGUAUCAGCAACGUCACUGCCUUGCCUUUUUCUUCUGCAGACGACCUUGUUGAUCUGGUGGCCAGAUCGGCUGCUGAGCCUGUGCUGUGGCAUCAGAGUAUACAGUAUUUGCAUCAACAGCAGAAAGUCAAGAGGUGGAUUGGCAUUGGGCCUGGCAAGGUAGGCAGGAAUCUCGUGGGUAAGGAAGUGGGUAUCAAAGGUCUAGGAGGUAAAGGAGGAGGUGUGUUGGCGCUUACAGAUCCUAAAGAUUUGGAUGAGUUUAUGAGGGCGCUGGAGGAUACUGGCAAAGUCGCUGACGAG
Aureobasidium namibiae CBS 147.97 is the source of this 1038-nucleotide messenger RNA. RefSeq names its product FabD/lysophospholipase-like protein. NCBI's taxonomy places the organism in Eukaryota, Fungi, Ascomycota, Dothideomycetes, Dothideales, Saccotheciaceae. The record is from RefSeq and is a predicted model, not a curated record. Gene Ontology annotation, biological process: fatty acid biosynthetic process. The transcript has a single exon. The annotation marks the transcript as partial. Gene Ontology annotation, cellular component: mitochondrion. Gene Ontology annotation, molecular function: [acyl-carrier-protein] S-malonyltransferase activity.